Molecule: messenger RNA, 1519 nt
Organism: Schistocerca piceifrons (Central American locust)
Lineage: Eukaryota; Metazoa; Arthropoda; Insecta; Orthoptera; Acrididae
Product: tachykinin-like peptides receptor 99D
Exons: 7
Coding region: 1-1488 (495 amino acids)
Biological process (GO): G protein-coupled receptor signaling pathway
Cellular component (GO): plasma membrane
Molecular function (GO): tachykinin receptor activity
Source: RefSeq, a predicted model, not a curated record
AUGGCGGUCCGCAGGAACAACGCCGGCCUGGAGGGCGGACGUGACGGCGCUGACGAGCACCGGGAGCUGCUCGAGCAGCUGGCUCAACGAACGCAGGAGCGUACGGAGCUCAGCCGCAUCGGGAGCCGUGGGGGCCCCUGGGGCGGCCUCCAAGGCAGGAACAGAAGGCUGCGGCGGGACCGCAGGAGGCGGCGUUGGCGGGGGCACAGCCCGAGGGGCAGACCGCCGUUGCGGGGCAUCAGGGGCUGGACGUUCCGCCGCGGCACGCCGCGGUCGGCGGCGGCGCCGGCGGAGGGCGGUAACUGGUGCGGGAGGCGAGGGUGCAGGGGCAGCAGCCGCAUCGGACGAGGCAGGCUGCUGCGGCGCAGCGCCAUCGGAGGCAGCGGGCCGCUGAGAGGAGGGGGAAACAGCAGCGAUAUUGACAACAUUCCAUAUACACUACCUUGGUGGCGGCAAAUCUUAUGGAGUGUCUUCUUUGGAGGCAUCGUUAUAGUAGGAACCGGAGGAAACCUGAUUGUGAUGUGGAUUGUCUUGGCGCACAAGAGGAUGCGCACAGUUACCAACUACUUCCUCGUCAAUCUUUCGAUAGCUGAUGCGAUGGUGUCAACACUAAACGUCACCUUCAAUUACACGUACAUGCUGAACAACGACUGGCCAUUUGGGGAGACGUACUGCAAGAUCACUCAGUUUGUCGCCGUCCUCUCCAUCUGUGCUUCGGUCUUCACGCUCAUGGCUAUAUCAAUCGACAGGUACUUGGCGAUUAUUCGGCCGCUGAAGCCACGCAUGGGCCGGCGCACCACUCUGGGCAUCGCGGGCGGCAUCUGGGUUCUGGGCUCGCUUAUGUCGCUGCCCAUGCUGCUGUUCUUCACGACGGCGCCCUUAGAUAAGGCUGGCGGGGAGACGCAGAUCGUCUGCUAUCCCGAGUGGCCCGACGGCCCCGGGCCGGGAUCCCUGUACGACUACAUAUAUACAGUGGUACUGAUGAUCCUGACGUACUUUCUGCCUGUGGGAUCGAUGACCUUUACUUAUGCUCGUAUUGGCAUGGAACUUUGGGGCAGUCAGAGCAUUGGUGAAUGUACACAACGCCAGGUGGAAAAUAUUCGCUCCAAGCGACGGGUGGUGAAAAUGAUGAUUGUUGUUGUGAUCAUAUUUGUGGUCUGCUGGCUGCCUACACAUAUCUAUUUUAUCGUGCUGUCCUACGUACCAUCUCUCAACCAGUCUACAUAUAUCCAAGAACUUUACCUGGGUAUUUACUGGCUCGCCAUGUCCAGCACCAUGUAUAAUCCCAUUAUCUACUUUUGGAUGAAUUCCAGAUUCCGUCGGGGCUUCAAACAGUUCUUCUCAUGGUGCCCGUUUGUGCACGUCCCGCCGGAGACGCUGUCUCGACGUGAAGCUGUCACGUCUCGCUACAGCUACUCAGGCUCCCCGGAGGCGCAGUGUCGCAUCAUGAGGAAUGGACGUAAUAUCAGACCAAGAAAACGCCUGUGAGGCUCGGAGAAACACCAACACCGCCACCUGC